Aspergillus mulundensis is the source of this 1509-nucleotide messenger RNA. RefSeq lists its product as uncharacterized. NCBI's taxonomy places the organism in Eukaryota, Fungi, Ascomycota, Eurotiomycetes, Eurotiales, Aspergillaceae. Bases 1 to 1509 code for a protein of 502 amino acids. The transcript is spliced from 2 exons. The record is from RefSeq and is a predicted model, not a curated record.
AUGGCUCCAUCAAAGAAAGCUGACCCCCUCCGCGCCCUGAACUACGACUGCAGCAACCUCGUCCUGGACGACUUAUCUAUCCACGACCUAGCCAACAUCCAAUCCGUCGAUACCGAAUGGAAGGCCCGGGUGCAGGAAUUCGCAGGCAAGCGGGGGCUGCAGAAGUUUUUCCCAGACGCCUGGAAGGAGCUGGCUAAUGCUGCGAAUGGUGAUAGUGUUGAUGCUCAAGAGGGAUACAAGCUUUUCGAGAAAUACGCCGCCGACCAUGUCACCGACGAAUGGUUUAUGUCAGGGAAAGUCAUGGAUGUGGAUGACUAUACCGACUGCGACAUGGAGGAGAAGCCUACGGUCGCCGGUGAGUACAUCGCGUGGAAGGCCAAGUGCACCGUGCGCGGCGAGGAACAAGAUGGCAUUCGCUGGACCCGGGUCUGGGAUAAGGUCGGUGGCGCCAGGGGGCCUAUAAUGGAUCUGAAAAUCUCAUCUGAUGUUGCGAGCAGUGUCUUCCACCUGAGCAUGCACGAGGCCGGGUUUCUUCUCCUGCUCUCGCAGGGGCCUGCCGAUAGUGGACCGUAUAGGGAACACAUUUUCGACCUGUCUAGCGGCGUGGGCAACGAGCUCUGGUCCAGGACUUUCGUCGACUCGGAUGACCCAUUGGGCACGAUGGAUGACUUUCAUCGGUCCGUCGUGUACCCCAUGGCCAUGGGCUGGGAGAGGGUCUAUCACUACUCCCCAAGCCUGAAUGACAUCGAGGCGUAUGAUCUGCGGACUGGCAGGUUAUUAUACUCCGUGCCGUCCUUUUCUGAAGGCCGGCAGCCCCUGGCCGGUAGGGUAAGAGUUUGGCGCCUCGGGGGCCGCGAGGUCCUGGUUGGAUUCGGGCGAGACUGGUUGAGUCCGGGACCGAAAAUGAGUAUUCACUUCAUUGAUGCUCAGACCGGACGCUGCCUUCAGACCCUCAAGUUUGAUCAUCCAGAACCUACCCUCCCGUACUGCGUCUACAUCAAACCGUCAUACCAGCGCGGCGAGUUGCAGUUCGCCGUCAUCGGCUAUGGAACACUAACGGAACUCACGGCCCUGAUCUUCAGGUAUGACCGUGCAACCAGCAUGUUCGUGCUAAAGGAUUCCCACAGGCUCAAUCUGCGUUCGAGGGCUUACCCGGGGCCUCCGCGUUCACUCGACUAUGACCCGUUCCGAGGCUUUCUCAUCGAAGAUUGCGGCGACAGUGCGGCUGUUGUUCCCGUGCAGCGUGGCCCGGGAGGCGAGGCUUUAAUUGAACCCCAGCCUACUAGGUCAACUGUCUGGCGGGACAAAUCGUUACCAAAGUCGUUCGGUGGUAUGCGCCGGCCACUGGGACCCAACGAGGCCACCAUAGCAAAGACCCGGCUAUACUUGUACCUCACCCGUCCGGGCUCUCCACCCGAGGUGCACCUUGCCGUCAUGCAUUUUGGAGAGCCGGACAGCGCGCCUGUUCCGCUUGCCGACUGUCUGCACUGUCCGGAUGAAGCAUCCUAG